AUGCCCACGCUUCGUCCUUUUCCUUUACAGUACUUUCUUCAUAGAAUUUAUUUUGCUAAUAAAAGAAUCACCGUCUUCACUUCCGAUUUAUUUUUUCUUUUUUUUUUUCCAGUUUUUAAAUUUUUUUCCGUUGGUUACAUUCUUUCCGAUUUUUUUCUUUUCUCUCUUACUCUUUUUCUCAUUUAUUUUACUUUCUUUUUCUUCACCUUUAAAACAUUCCUUUCCUUUUUUUAUUUUUUUUUUUUUUCAUCGUUUCCUUCGUAUUGUCUCCUUUUUUUCCGAUUUUUUUCUUUUCUUUCUCUUUUUUUUUCUUUUUUUUUUUACUUUCUUUUCACCUUUCUUUUUUUAAAACAUUCCUUUUUUCUUUUUCUUUUUUUUCAUUUUCUUUUUUUUUCCUUUUAUUAUUUUUUCUUUAAACUCAUCGUUUCCUUCGUUUUUAUUGUCUCCUUUUUUGUGGCACUUUCUUCCUUAUUUCCUCUUUACUUUUUCUUUAUUAUUUCUUUUUAG
Messenger RNA from Acanthosepion pharaonis, 507 nucleotides. NCBI's taxonomy places the organism in Eukaryota, Metazoa, Mollusca, Cephalopoda, Sepiida, Sepiidae. The record is from the annotation of a GenBank genome assembly.